Messenger RNA from Paramuricea clavata, 1179 nucleotides. The record is from the annotation of a GenBank genome assembly. Lineage: Eukaryota; Metazoa; Cnidaria; Anthozoa; Malacalcyonacea; Plexauridae.
AUGUUAUCUGCUCUUGGUGCUUGUUUAAAUCCUUUAAAGAUGGUAACAUACUUCAUUCACCCACAAGAUCCAAAUCAGCGAAUCUAUGUCUUGCUGGACAUCUGUCAUAUGCUGAAGCUUGUCAGAAAUACCCUUGCAGAGUGGGGGAUAUUAAUCGACAAAUAUGGUGGAAAGAUUCAAUGGGAAUAUGUGAUACAAUUACAAAAGUUGCAAGAUGAAGAAGGCCUCAGGCUUGGAAAUAAACUGAAGAAAGCACAUAUUAAUUGGAAACAACAAAAGAUGAAAGUGAAUUUGGCUGCACAGUCUCUUAGUGCAAGUGUGGCAGAUGCCAUAGAAUUUUGUGCCAAUACAUUAAAGAUACCAGAAUUUCAGGGAUCUGAAGCAACAGUUACAUUUAUCCGAAAUUUCAAUCAACUGUUUGACAUUCUUAACUCAAGAAACCCACUUGCCAAAGGCUAUAAAGCCCCAAUGAGUUUAACCAACAAGACCACAUGGGAUCCAUUCCUUACUGAUGUGUAUGAAUACAUACUCGGACUGAAAAACACUUCUGGUCAACUAAUGUGCAAGACAAAGCGGAAGACUGGAUUUGUGGGAUUUCUAGCAGGCAUCAAGAGCAUGAACCAGAUGUUUCAUGACUUGGUCGAAUUGGAACAUGCCCCACUGAAGUAUAUACUUACUUACAAAAUGAGUCAAGAUCAUUUAGAGUUGUUUUUCGGUGCAAUUCGUGCUUGUGGUAGGUUCAACAACAAUCCCACCACACAACAGUUUACUGCAGCUUACAAGCACUUGUUGCUACGAAGCCACAUUGAAGGAGAAAACGGUAACUGUGAGAAACGAGACCCAAUAGACAUUCUUAGUGCCAAUGGUGAUUCAUGCAAUGUGAAUGGUAAGGAGGUCACAAUUACAAAUGCUGCUCUAAUACGAAAGUAUGAUCUGCUGGAGGUGAGCCAUGCUGAAAUGGAGGAUUACUCUGAUUGCCCAAAUAUUUCUACAAUAUCUCCAUACAAGAAAGCUGCAAUCUCCUAUAUAGCUGGAUAUGUGGCAAAGAAAGUCAAAGCCAGUAUAAUUUGUACCAAAUGUUGCGAGGCGCUUGGUUCGGAAAGAACACAUGCUGCUUCCAGUUUCCUUGCUCUAAAGGAUCGUGGAGGACUAUUCAUGCCAACACCGAGUGUGUUUAAA